Molecule: messenger RNA, 609 nt
Organism: Camelina sativa (false flax)
Lineage: Eukaryota; Viridiplantae; Streptophyta; Magnoliopsida; Brassicales; Brassicaceae
Source: RefSeq, a predicted model, not a curated record
UAUAAAUAAACCAAAUUACACCCUAAAAAUCCUAAUCAAAAUCAAGCAAACAUGAGCAAAUCAGUCUUUGUUGUUGUCUGUAUCAGUUUAUUGGUUGUUCUAACCCCGACUCUAAAUGCUAAAAUGGUGAGUUACCCAAAUGGUGAUAGACAUUGUGCGAUGGCGCAAGGCCAAGUGAUAAGUGCAUGCUUGCAACUAGUCAACGGACUACAACAUGCGGAUUGUUGCUAUGCUAUAAACGAUGUAAACAGACACGCAGAGACACAAGAAGCUCGUAUAUGGCUUUGCAAAUGUUUCCAAGAAGUUGUUAAGUUGUCUCAAUUUCCAAAACUUAUUGGUAUGCCUGAAAAAUGUGACAUUCCUAACGCUGUGCCUUUUGAUCCCAAAACGGAUUGUGCAAGUAUUAUAAAGGUCUGAAGCGAAGAUGAAGUCACAAGAAAAUUAAUUAUAGCGAUCAAUGUACUUCAUUUUUUUUUUUGGUCACCAUAACAUGUUCCCGAACAAAUAAGCAUAUGUUUUUAACUAGCAGUGUUAGAACAUAAGUUUAUCGAAAUUAUAUAAAGAUGUGUUGAAAGAGCACAUAUGAUAUAUGGAAAAAAUUUCCAACUA